AUGGCCCCCAAACUGGGGGAGUUAUCAGAGGAUGAGGUGGAAAUGCUUCCGGGUUCUUCGGGACGAAAGCACCAGGCUGUGUCAACGUGGCUGGUCUAUAGGAACUCUCAUUUAUUUUCCUGGCUGCUUCUCUGUGGUUUAGGACCUGCUGAAGUUCCCAUGAUGUCACCCAAUGGAUCCAUUCCUCCCAUCCAUGUGCCUCCAGGUUAUAUCUCCCAGGUGAUUGAAGACAAUACUGGAGUCCGCCGGGUGGUGGUCACACCGCAGUCUCCUGAGUGUUACCCCCCAAGCUAUCCCUCAGCCAUGUCUCCAACCCACCACCUGCCCCCCUACCUGACUCACCACCCCCAUUUUAUUCAUAACUCACACACGGCUUACUACCCACCUGUUACUGGACCUGGAGAUAUGCCGCCUCAGUUUUUUCCUCAGCACCAUAUUCCCCCUACAAUAUACGGCGAGCAAGAAAUCAUACCGCUCUAUGGAAUGUCAAGCUACAUUACCCGGGAAGACCAGUACAGCAAGCCUCCACACAAAAAACUGAAAGACCGCCAGAUUGACCGCCAGAACCGCCUCAACAGUCCCCCGUCUUCUAUCUACAAAAGCAACUGCACACCCGUGUACAAUGGCUAUGGGAAGGGCCACAGCGCUGGAGGCAGCGGAGGCAGUGGAGGCAGCGGGGGUGGGCCAGGAAUUAAGAAAACGGAGCGGCGGGCCAGGAGCAGUCCAAAGUCGACUGAUUCUGAUUUGCAAGAGUAUGAGUUGGAAGUAAAGAGGGUGCAAGACAUUCUUUCAGGAAUAGAGAAACCACAGGUUUCUAACAUUCAGGCGAGAGCGGUUGUGCUGUCCUGGGCGCCCCCUGUUGGACUUUCAUGUGGGCCCCAUAGCGGUCUUUCUUUCCCCUACAGCUAUGAGGUCGCCUUAUCCGACAAAGGACGGGAUGGAAAGUACAAGAUAAUAUACAGUGGAGAAGAAUUAGAAUGCAACCUGAAAGAUCUCAGACCAGCAACUGAUUAUCAUGUGAGGGUGUACGCCAUGUACAAUUCCGUAAAGGGAUCCUGCUCCGAGCCUGUUAGCUUCACCACCCACAGCUGCGCACCCGAGUGUCCCUUCCCACCUAAGCUGGCACACAGGAGCAAAAGUUCGCUAACCUUGCAGUGGAAGGCACCAAUUGAUAAUGGUUCAAAAAUCACCAACUACCUUUUAGAAUGGGAUGAGGGAAAGAGAAACAGUGGUUUCAGACAGUGCUUCUUUGGGAGUCAGAAGCACUGCAAGUUGACAAAGCUUUGUCCAGCGAUGGGGUACACGUUCAGGCUGGCUGCUCGGAAUGACAUCGGCACCAGCGGUUAUAGCCAAGAGGUGGUAUGUUACACAUUAGGAAACAUUCCUCAGAUGCCCUCUGCGCCAAGACUUGUCCGAGCUGGGGUCACAUGGGUCACAUUGCAGUGGAAUAAACCAGAAGGCUGUUCACCCGAGGAAGCGGUCACCUACACCUUGGAAAUCCAGGAGGAUGAAAACGAUAACCUUUUCCACCCGAAAUACACUGGAGAGGACUUAACCUGUACUGUGAAAAAUCUCAAAAGAAGCACACAGUAUAAAUUCAGGCUCACUGCUUCUAAUGUGGAAGGGAAGAGUUGUCCAAGCGAAGUUCUGGUGUGUACGACAAGUCCUGACAGGCCUGGGCCUCCCACAAGACCCCUCAUUAAAGGACCAGUUACAUCUCAUGGCUUUAGUGUCAAGUGGGAUCCUCCAAAGGACAACGGUGGUUCAGAAAUACUCAAGUACUUGCUGGAGAUUACUGAUGGAAAUUCUGAAGCAAGUCAGUGGGAGGUGGCGUACAGCGGAUCGGCAACGGAAUACACUUUCACCCACUUGAAACCAGGCACUUUGUACAAACUUCGAGCAUGCUGCAUCAGCACCGGUGGACACAGUCAGUGUUCUGAAAGUCUCCCUGCUCGCACACUAAGCGUUGCACCAGGUCAGUGUCGACCACCGAGGGUCUUGGGUCGACCAAAGCACAAAGAAGUCCACUUAGAGUGGGACGUUCCUGCCUCUGAAAGUGGUUGUGAGGUCUCCGAGUACAGCGUGGAGAUGACAGAGCCUGAGGAUGUAGCUUCGGAGGUGUACCAUGGGCCAGAGCUCGAGUGCACCGUCGGCAACCUGCUCCCCGGCACCGUGUAUCGUUUCCGGGUCAGGGCUCUGAAUGACGGAGGGUACGGACCGUAUUCCGAGGUCUCAGAGAUUACCACUGCUGCCGGGCCCCCUGGACAGUGCAAAGCACCUUGUAUUUCUUUUACACCUGACGGAUGUGUCCUCGUGAGUUGGGAGAGUCCUGAGAGCUCUGGUGCCGACAUCUCGGAGUACAGGUUGGAAUGGGGAGAAGAUGAAGAAUCCUUAGAACUCGUUUAUCAUGGGACAGACACCGGCUUUGAGAUAAGGGAUCUGUUGCCCGCUGCACAAUAUUGCUGUAGACUGCAGGCUGUCAAUCAAGCUGGAGCAGGACCAUAUAGUGAGCUUGUCCUCUGCCAGACACCAGCGUCUGCCCCUGACCCUGUCUCCACUCUCUGUGUCCUGGAAGAGGAGACCCUCAAUGCCUACCCUGAUUCACCUUUUGUGUGCCUUGUACUGAACUGGGAAGAGCCGUGCAAUAAUGGAUCUGAAAUCCUUGCUUACAAUAUUGACCUUGGAGACACUAGCAUCACCGUGGCCAAUACCACCACCCACGUUAUAAAAGACCUCCUUCCAGAAACCACCUACCGGAUCAGAAUUCAGGCUGUAAAUGAAAUCGGAGCUGGACCGUUUAGUCAAUUCAUUAGGGCAAAAACUCGGCCAUUACCCCCCUUGCCUCCAAGGCUCGAAUGUGCUGCAGCAGGGCCCCAGAGCCUGAAGCUGAAAUGGGGAGACAGUAACACCAAGGCACACGCAGCCGACGACCUGGUGUACACACUGCAGCUGGAGGACAGAAACAAGAGGUUUAUUUCCAUCUACAGAGGACCCAGCCACACCUAUAAAGUCCAGAGACUGACGGAAUUCACAUGCUACUCCUUCAGAAUCCAGGCAGCGAGCGAGGCUGGGGAAGGGCCCUUCUCAGAAACCUAUACCUUCAGCACAACCAAAUGCGUCCCCCCCACCAUCAAAGCACCUCGAGUAACACAGUUGGAAGGAAAUUCGUGUGAAAUCUUCUGGGAGACGGUACCGCCAAUGAAAGGUGACCCGGUCCACUACAUUCUGCAGGUGUUGGUUGGGAGAGAAUCUGAGUACAAACAGGUAUACAAGGGAGAAGAAGCAACAUUCCAAAUCUCAGGCCUCCAGACUAACACAGACUACCGGUUCCGCGUGUGUGUGUGCCGCCGCUGCGUAGACACUGCUCAGGAGCUCAGCGGAGCUUUCAGCCCCUCUGCGGCUUUUGUAUUGCAACGAAGUGAGGUCAUGCUGCCAGGGGACACGGGGAGCUUAGAUGAUCCCAAAAUGAAGAGCAUGAUGCCUACUGAUGAACAGUUUGCAGCCCUCAUUGUGGUUGGCUUCGCGACUUUGUCCAUUUUAUUUGCCUUUAUAUUACAGUACUUCUUAAUGAAGUAAACAAACCCAACAAAACUAGAGGUAUGAAUUUAAUUAAUGCUACACAUUUUAAUACAUACAUUUAUUCAGAUAUUCCCCUUUUUACGCCCUUCUGUUCUUUGAUUUAUAUACUUGUUUUACAGAUUUAGCUAGGAAAAAAAAAUAUCAGUGUUUUGGUGCACCUUUUUGAAAUGCAAAACUAGGAAGAGAUUAAACUGGAUUUUUUUUUUUUCAAGGAAAAAAAAAGAAGAAGAAAAGCAAACCAGAUACCAAAAGCUAGCUUUCUUAUGUUUUCUUUUAAAUUUUCAGAUUUGCCUUUAUUCUGUUUUCACUGAUGUCUUUUGCAAGCCUUUGAUUUUUUUUUUUUUUCCAUGUUACGGUUUAGUAAUUUAUAUUCACCAGUCACUUCUUUGGUCUUGAUCAUCCGUCUCUGUGAACGUGAAUCACAGUGUGUGUACUUACAGGCCUAGGAUUUCAGUGUCAUCGGAGUCUUACCACACAGCUACAACCGCAACAACAACAUACGGAAGAUGUGUUCACUCAAAUAAGGCUGCCCUAAACAACCAUUUUGUCACUCAGUUAUUUAACUGUUUAGCUCAUUUAAAUCAAAAUGUGUACUUUAAUCUGAAAUGUUUUAAUAAUCUCUGUUUCUUAUGAUUUUUAACACUAUGAGCUGCCUGUCUAAGAAAUCAAGUAACCAAAAUGCACCUAUAAAUUAUGGAACAUUGUAGAUUUUACCCCAUCGAUUCAUAGCCGUAACUUUAAGAGGGCAUUGUGCAAUAGUUAGUUGUUUCCUUGUUCAGCUGUUUUAAAAGCUGCUUUAACUUGUUUGUUUGUCUUUGUGUAUAACUACUUCUAAUCUAAUCACUAGAGUUAUUAUAUUCUGUUAUGUUUGACCAGAGUUAUAUGACGAGAACUGGUGACAGUUUAGUGCCUCUGCCCCUUGUCCAUGAUUUACACUAAUUGUGAGCAGUCUUCUUACACGUCAGCUCAUUGUUUGGAAAGAUUUGCCGUAAGGCUAUUCUUUGAGGUAUCAGUGAAGUGAUUGAAUUUCAGUACCUUAAUUCAGUGCACAUCAUAUUCAUCUAACAGCGGAUAAAAACCUGUUAAAACCCAAAAGAGAGUCAUCUAAACUUGUAGUUCCUAUUUUUGUGGGGUUGACCUGGCCAUGUGUGGAGAGGGAAUGAUAGAUGGUGGUAAACACAGGGUGUUUGGGGUGAAGGAGCCCUAGAUUCUCUCCCUGGAUCUGUCACUAACUUGCUGCGUGACCUGAACACGUCACUUUACCUCUCUGUGCCUCAGUUUCCAGUGCAUUAAAUAAUAAAGAGAAAUAAAAUAAAAUGGG
Lontra canadensis (Northern American river otter) is the source of this 4900-nucleotide messenger RNA. RefSeq names its product fibronectin type III domain containing 3B (gene FNDC3B). Gene Ontology annotation, molecular function: protein binding. The coding region runs from base 1 to 3576 and encodes 1191 amino acids. NCBI's taxonomy places the organism in Eukaryota, Metazoa, Chordata, Mammalia, Carnivora, Mustelidae. The record is from RefSeq and is a predicted model, not a curated record. The transcript has 25 exons.